Lichtheimia ornata is the source of this 285-nucleotide messenger RNA. RefSeq lists its product as uncharacterized. The record is from RefSeq and is a predicted model, not a curated record. Gene Ontology annotation, cellular component: mitochondrion; L-cysteine desulfurase complex. The transcript has a single exon. NCBI's taxonomy places the organism in Eukaryota, Fungi, Mucoromycota, Mucoromycetes, Mucorales, Lichtheimiaceae. Gene Ontology annotation, biological process: iron-sulfur cluster assembly. Bases 1 to 285 code for a protein of 94 amino acids.
AUGGCUACCCCUGCAACUCGUACUCAAGUCCUCUCUCUGUAUCGAAACUUUCUGCGUUAUGGAAACAAGUUUUCCUCCUACAACUUCCGCGAUUACGCUGUGCGACGUUCCAGAGACGCAUUCCGUGCCAAUGCCAACGAAGCCGAUCCCGAAAAGAUAGCAGCCAUGAUCAGCAAGGCCGAGAAGGAACUCGAGGUUGUCAAACGUCAGGCACUUAUUAGCACCUUGUAUACCACCGGCGAGAAGCUUGUUGUUGAAACCACUGUUAAGCCUAGAGCUGCGUAA